AUGGGGAAUAUAUGUUUCGAUACUUUAAACGAGGAGAGUUAUAGAAGAGUGCUCAAGUCUGAAGGGGCGGGCCCUCGACGAUUCGGCCCUCCUCCGCCCUCAGUGUCGGGGUCGCCCCUGCAGACGUCAUCGAAGGUGGAUACAAAACCGAACACCGUACGCCUAGAUUCGCAGGCAUCCGUGUUGGCCGGAAGCCAAACAGCAACACGCGACGCGAGGCGGACGCGCGGCGACGGUCGAGCGGAUGAACCUUGCCAAAUCCAGCGCACGCACGAACUUCCGCUAAAUCGCUAA
Messenger RNA from Necator americanus (New World hookworm), 294 nucleotides. RefSeq lists its product as uncharacterized. Lineage: Eukaryota; Metazoa; Nematoda; Chromadorea; Rhabditida; Ancylostomatidae. The transcript has 3 exons. The coding region runs from base 1 to 294 and encodes 97 amino acids. The record is from RefSeq and is a predicted model, not a curated record.